Plasmodium gonderi is the source of this 9447-nucleotide messenger RNA. RefSeq lists its product as hypothetical. NCBI's taxonomy places the organism in Eukaryota, Apicomplexa, Aconoidasida, Haemosporida, Plasmodiidae. The transcript is spliced from 2 exons. The record is from RefSeq and is a predicted model, not a curated record. The coding region runs from base 1 to 9447 and encodes 3148 amino acids.
AUGGAAUCAUUUGGAUGUCAAGGGAUUAUAUCUAAUCAAACAUGUUCAAAUGAGAAAACGAUUCAGAACAAUCAUAUUUUCAUGAAGAAUGGUAUGCUGAUACAGGAGGGAAGUGAAAGUAUAGGAACUUUGGAAAGUACAAAUAUAAGCAACAGUGUAUUGGGAUACAAUGAAAUGAUAAAAAAUAUGAACAAUCAAAUGAGAAUACAAAAGAAUGUAAAUAAUAACAAUUUUAACAUUGAAAAUUACACAAAUGGGAAUGUUACAUCAGGGAAUAAUACCAUGUUCAAUCAUGUAAAUGGAAAAAAGACACCACGAGGAGUCGAUUCGAUGGAGAAGAUGUACAAUCAGUAUAGAUGUAAGAAUCAAAUAUUUAACAAUGAAUCACUUGCUUUAGGAGCAAAUGAGUUUAACCACUUUCUUAGUACCAAUAACAAUUACAGCCAAUUCUGUGGUACGUCUUCCAUGGAUGAUAUUUGUAAGAAUGGCAACUUCGUGAAUCGAGAACCAAAUCAGAGAAUGAAUCACUUCCCUUCAAACGUUUCACAUGCAGAGAUUUUGGAGAAUCGAAACGGCACAGAUGUAUUUAUCGGAGCAAAUUGUCUGAACCCAUCUCCUUCCAGUAAUACCCAAUUUAGUUAUAAGGGCACGAAUGGAAUGGUUUCUCCUACAUUUCUAGAUGCAGGAGAGGAGGAGGGGGAGAUGAAGUCCGAGGAACUAGGGACAAAAGAAAUUACCCUAGGUAAUAACGUAACAAAUGAAAUUUUAAAAAAUGAAUUAUUGAGUAGCGAUAUUUUACAAAAUGAAAUUUUAAGUAGCGAUAUUUUACAAAAUGAAAUUUUAAGUAGCGAUAUUUUACAAAAUGAAAUUUUAAGUAGCGAUAUUUUACAAAAUGAAAUUUUAAGUAGCGAUAUGUUAAGUCGCGAUAUUGCAAACAUGAAUAUGAAUGAUAAUAAUCUUAUCUAUAAUCGUGGGUUAGGAACCCCUUUCAUGAAGAACGAUAGAAUGGGUGAAGACACGAUAAACAAGGGUACAUCUAUUAAUGAUUCUUGUGCUGACAUUUAUCUUUCGAAUGGCUAUCGAAAUAAAUCCAUUUUGUGUAAUAAUCUCCACAUGGAAACAGGUAUAAUUCAUCAAUCGUCAAAUAUAAACGUUAAUGCAUUUGCAACAGAAAUGAAUAGAAAUACUAAUAGUAUAGGUACGAUAAAAUAUACAAACAUAAACAUGGAAUAUACUAUUGGUAGCAAUUAUUACCCACUACAAAAUAAUAGGAAUUUCGCUUAUAGGAGCGAAAAUUAUAGCAGAGAAUUUAACCUGAACAGUCAAGUGAUUUUAGACAAGCAUCAUCUGAUCAAACCCUAUGGUCAAAAUAGUUACAACACAAAUAGCAAUAAUAUUCAUUACAAUGGUCUUGCAGACACUCAUCCAUAUCACACAAAAUGUAAUCCUUUUCACAAUUCUGAAAUGUAUGAUCAGAGAGUAAGGAGUAAUACAAAAAACCUCAAUCAAGUGAUCAAUCGAAAUUGUGUAGAUGGGGACUAUACGUGUGAUAAUGGUAAGUGCGGAGGGAUCAGUUAUGAAGAGAUUCCAAACCCACCAGGGGGAAGAAGUUUGUAUGAAUUGUCGAGCGAUGUACCAGAGGCCAACAGCGUAGAUGUGGCUAGCCACGAAAAUGGGGUCAGCAGUUCGAGUUCUCCAAAUGAGGUCAGCAGUUCGAGUUCCCCAAACGAGGUCAGCAGUUCUAGUUCCCCAAACGAGGUCAACAAUUCGAGUACCCCAACCAGGGUCAGCAGGAAAAGCGAAAAUCCAUAUGAUGAGAGUGAGAACCAUUGCUAUAAAAGGAACGUUCACAGCUUCAUGUCGAAGAAUGGAGAACCAUUCUACAACAAUGAUAAUUUAAUAGAGACUUGCAAUAACCAAACUGUAGGAAUGGUAACUAUGAGAACUCAGAGUAUGGAAUCAAAUAAAUGCAGAUAUCCAAUAACCACGUAUGAACAGAUAUAUGUAGAUGAUAUGACCUUAAACAACAGUUCUUUUAAUAAUGUAUAUUCAGAAGCGAAUGAAAAUAUUCCUCUUAACUUAUCUGAUCAUAUGUGUAGCAGCAUAGACACUACAAAAUCAGUUUACGAAGAAAAAGAAAAAAAGGAUUUCAGAAUUGAACAAAAAGAUCAAUAUAAUAUCCAUUUGAGUGGAAAGUAUGAAUUAAAGAAUAGUGAUAUUAACAAAAACACUUUGAAGAAUUAUGUUUGUGAUUCACUGAAGGAUCAUUCAAACUUUGUGAAAACGAAUUCUGUUAAUAAUUUAGUUACAGUGGAGAAUCAGGUAGAUGUUGUGAAUUCGGGGUUACAUCGGAAUGGUUCUGUUCACGUAGGGACGACGUUGUCGAAUUUAGAAAACGUGUUCCAGAAUAAUGAAGUGGUAUCAGAACCCAUGGCAGAUGUAGCUAGCCAUAUAAGGAGGGAGAGAAAUGUGAAUCUAUCAUGUGAAGAUAUGACUUUUGAAACGCAUCUAUAUAGGAGAAAUUUCACAAACACAGUAAGCAAAGCAGAUUAUGAGAAUGGAAAAAAAAAUGACAUUGUAACUACUGGUGGUAGCAUCAAUAAGGAAGAAGUUGCAAUGUAUGAAGUCAAUCCACAGCAUCUAAAUAAUGAAGUAAUAAUUGAUGAGAUAAGAUGUUCCAAUAUGGAAAAAACAUUUGAGAAAUUUAAGCAGAAUGAAUCGACAUGUCAGAGUAAUACAGAAUUCGAAAUUUUAAUGAAUAAUGAAAAUGAACCAUCAUUCCAAAAUUUGUCUACACACAGUAGCGUUAAUUCAAAUCAAAAUGAACAAGAGAGAAAUGAGAUCAGUAACUACCAGAAAUCACUAGUAGAAUUGCAACAAUGCAAUAUAAUCCAAGACAAUGACACUUACAGUGAAAAUUGUGAUAAUAAUGCACAUACAAAUAUUAUACAUAAAGGAGAAACAUUAAUUGGCACUAAUAAUUCUCAUUCAAGCAGUUAUGAAAAUAAUUUUAUUAGUACUGUUCAAAGUAGUAUGUAUAACAAAGAUAAUAAUUUGCCAAGCCACACAAAUAAUUUAAAGAAAUUUAAUUUUUCUUCCUCUUUCAUUCUGAGUGAUUCCAAUAUGCAAAAUUGUCGAGGUUCCUACAAUGUCGGGAAGCACAUGUUUCCUGAGUCUGUAAAUGGUUAUGCUGCAUCUACGGGUGGAAAUGACGUAAUAGUUGGUGAUAGAACAGAAGCACAAAAUGAGAGUAUACUCAUGGGAAACGGUUCAUGUGAGACUUACGCAAGGGAUAUCCAAAUGGACGAAGUGGGUGGAAUGAAUGGAGAGGAAAAGACCAUGACGAGACCCGCAUUAAGUAACAGGGGUGUGGGUGUGAAUGGAACUUAUGAGACUGCUAUUACCACGCUGGGGAAUUUGAAUUUUGAGAAUGUACUCAAUCAGAGCAAUGAAAAUAUUCAUAGGUUCAUUAGAGAGCUUAGUUUUUUUAUGAACAAUGAUCAGGUGGAAAAUGGGUUAGUUAACACUUCUGGAGUGAACAGCGAAUCUGAUAAUGGUGAAAAAUUCCAUGGGAGUGGAAAUAUGCUGAUAGGAUCCAACACCCAAAGUGUGGCCAGCGUGCAUAACAACCCUUACAACAUGGAUGUACCAAAUGGGGAUGCACCAAAUGUGAAUGUAGCGAGUGUGAAUGUAGAGAGUGUGAAUUUUUCUCAAAAUAUACCCAAUUAUAUAAUGGGGAAUAAUUAUGGACUUUCCACUUUUAACAGCUCCAAUGAGCAGCGUUGCAGUGGCAGAAGUAGAGCCAGAAACAAUAACGAAAGUAACAACUCUAUGAUGAGCAUCAACCCAAAUGAAGCAUCAUAUGAUAACAGGCGUGAUAGAGUUCAUGCAGAAAGCUGUUAUAUACAAGCGGAUGGUGGAGUAGUAUACUCUAACAACCCAGAUGGUUUUAACAAUGCAGAUUUUCUCAGACGAGGAACCUUCUUGAACAGUUCAAAUAUUUCCAUUCAAAAUGGGUAUCCUACCAAUGGAAUCGAAAUGGCCCACGCUAAGGGCAGCAGAAUCAAUGCCGGCACGAGUUUACACAACGAAAAAAUAAUGAAAGGGAACGCUUUCACAAGAGGGAAUAUAUCCAUGCAGAGCUUAUCAUGUCAUGGAAAUUUAAACAACACAAACAGCGUGAGCAAUUUAAGAAACACAAACAGCGUGAGCAAUUUAAGAAACACAAACAGCAUGAGCAAUUUAAACAACACAAACAGCAUGCGCAAUUUAAGAAACAUAAACAGCGUAAACAGCAUAGGCAACAUAAACAACAUGCUGGGUGAAGCAGUAAUUACGGGCUCUUAUAGCGAAUGUGUCGUAGGAGCUCCACCUGAUUGUGCAGGUGAAAAUUGCGAGAGAAAUUUGUCGCAUAAUGGGAUGAGCAAUGGCAGCGGUAUGAUAAGUGUGAACAUGAGUGACAGUGUUAAUACAGACAGUAGUAACACACGCCUCAACUAUUUUCCCACAGUCUCGAAUUUAAAUAAGGACAGCCAUAACAACCUCAGUGGUAGCCCGUCUAAAAUGCCCAGUGGAGAGUGCAAUCAGAGUAUGUUUUUCCAAUCGAAUUCUUACAUUUUUGGUGAUGCAUCUUCAAAUAAAUUACCUUCAAACAAUAGUGGAAUUAUGAGCAAUGAUAAGAUAAAGUUGCAAAUGAGCUUCAAUCACAUGUUAAGUAGUGAACACACGAAUUCAUUUAAAAGUUCUUACUCUCAAUUUCAACACGUCUCCAACGGAGAAUCAUACAAUGACGUCUAUCAGUGUGAGAAUGCAGAAGUAAACAGAGAAGAGAAGGGUAAUAAAGACAUCAACAAUAAUUCUAAGCUCAUUGGUUUUGCUCAUGUAGAUAGAUGUAUUAAUCCGGACAGCGAUUCUACUUCCACAAUGAACCAAAAAGAUGUAUAUACUAAUUGCAAUAGAAAUAAGCCAUCAAAAGUCAAACAAGGGGAAAAUAUAAAGUCCAGAUGUGAGGGAAAAAAUAAUAUAAAAGUAGAAAUAUCUAACAAUAUGAAUCAUAAAAAACAGCCCCAAAAAAAUAAGAACCUGAAGAGGAAACCUAAAACAUUUGGAGGAAAAGUAAAGAAAGGUGGGAUAUACUUUGAUUUAGAAAUAGAAGCACAAAGAAUUAAAAAAACUCCUCUUUGCAUAUAUUCUGUAAAAGAUAUACUUAAUAAUUAUCGAGCUAGUAAAAAACAUAUUAGAAGCAAUUCAGAGGAUGAAGAUGAGGAUUUAGUUAGAUGUACAUGUGAAAUUCAUCACAAUAUUAAUUGUGUAAAGGAAUAUGUGGAAUUUCUGAAAGAUAAAAUACAAGAAGAGGAAAAACAGAAACUCACAGAAUUCCAAAAUGGACAAGACACCAUUAGCGGGUCCUCAAAAAGAUCUAGAUCGAAGAAGCGCUCGAAGUCCAAGUCUAAAGGGGAAGAAAAUGCCAAUUUGUGUACAGAUGUAGCAAGCGAAAUAGUGACGGGGAUAUCUGAUAUUAACUAUGGAAUCAUGAAACCAUUAGGUGACAAGUGUGGAGAAAAUGAAGAGAAGCAGUGUGAAAUGAGCAAUGAAAAAAUGGAAGGAAAAGCAAAUUUGGAUGAAACAAAGUUCGAUGAAGCAAAGUUGUAUGAAGCAAAGUUGGAUGAAGCAAAUUUGGAUGAAGCAAAGUUGGAUGAAGCAAAGUUGGAUGAUGCAAAUUUGUAUGAAGUAAACAUGGAAGGAGAAUCACAUAUUGGCAGAGAGUCAUAUAUGGAUGGAGAAUCACAUAUAGGUGGAGAGUCAUAUAUGGGUGGAGAGUCAUAUAUGGGUGGAGAAUCACAUAUGGGCGUAGAAUCUUAUAUGGGUGGAGAAUCACAUAUGGGCGGAGAAUCACAUAUGGGCAGAGAAUCACAUAUGUGCAGAGAUGCAAAGGAUGAACUUAGGAGAAAAGGGAAAAUGGUGAAACAUCACAUGAACGAGUGUGAUAACAUUUUUUAUAAUAUAAACAAAAUUUGGUCUCCUAAUUUUAAUAGACCCUUGGGUGAUAUUGGAAGAAAGCUAAUUUUGAAAGAGAUUAGAGAACACCAUUAUACAAAUGCAUCUAAAACGACAAAUCUUUUAACGAACCAAGGAUUAGAUUAUGGAAAGGUUCGGUUCAUGAAAGUGAACGAGUUGUAUCAUUAUAUGUAUGCACUAGGUGUUUUUGAAUAUGCGGUGAAAAUUUCCUUAGAAUUUGGAUCCAACUUGCGAAUGAGUGUUGUAAGCCCUAAAGAAAAUUAUAAAAAUAAGUGUGCAAAUUUAAAGAAUGGAUAUUCUUAUUGUCUACUUUGCUGUUCUCAAAAAAAAGUGGGUUCAUAUGACACUUAUAGUGUUAUCAAUUUGAUUGAACACAAAAUGAUCUUAAGGAGCUACUCCAGAUUUUUUCAAGAAUUUGCGGAUCGAUAUAAAUCAAAGAAUGAGAACAUGAUAGUGCACUCAAACCUCGACACUACAGACAAUGAUUUCGUCCUUCCCAAUGACAGCGGUAAGAUCGAUGGCACCAGUUGUACCGUCAGAUACACCAACAAUUAUGCUACUAGUUUCUCCUCUAAAUUAAAUAGACACGACAUAACAACGAUGGAUUUGUUUGAAAAGAUAGAACGCUCGAAUCACUAUGCUUGUGAAGGAGUGCAAAAGCGAAGCUCAUUUUAUGAGGACUUUGUAAAAGAUGAGGAUGGACAACUGCGGAUGAGGAGUGUCAUCGAUUUGAGUAGCACGAACAGUGUGACAGGUUUGAAUAGCACGAACAGUGUGACAGGUUUGAGUAGCACGAACAGUGUGACAGGUUUGAGUAGCACGAACUGUGUGACAGGUUUGAGUAGCACGAACUGUGUGACAGGUUUGAGUAGCACGAACAGUGUGACAGGUUUGAGUAGCACGAACUGUGUGACAGGUUUGAGUAGCACGAACUGUGUGACAGGUUUGAACGGAUCUGAUUUAUUUUUCUGCAUCGAUCAAGGUGCUCAUAAGUACCUCAGAAAUACACAUAUCAAUGAAAACAAAAUAAUUCCUUUAAAAAAUGGCAAUGUGAGGGGUGCCAGCACCGAGAUCGAGGGAGUUGGAGGAGAGUAUAGUAAUGUGUUAAGCGAUUCAUUUAGCUACGAAAUAAGGGAUGUACGAAGCAGGAGAAGAGAAUGUAAAGACAGUGUUCAAACGAACAACAAUAAUAGAAGUGACAUAGAGGAGAAAGGUGAUUCUCAAGACAAGCAUAAUAGUUGUGGUAAGGAAAGAAAAUAUGAUGAAGAUAAUAACAGCAGAUAUGAUGGUGAAAACGAGAUAUGUUCCCCAUACUGUAUUUCGUGCAGGGGAUCCAUUAGCUAUGAUUCUACAGAAAAAAAGAAUAUCAACCAUAAGAGGUAUCAACUGUAUUACUAUAAAGACUAUGCAAUAUCCCCUGAGUUAUUAAGCAAUCUGAAAAUUCACAAAAAUAUAUUCAAUCCUUGUUGUAAUAAUAGAAAAGGUGAUUCUUCCAAUGGGAUGGAUCUAUCGUCUAUGAUGAAUUGUAAAAGGAGUCCAGAUUUGACAAAGUUCAUUUUGAAUAUAAUUAUGAAGAAAACGUAUAAUUGUAAUCAGGUUAACAAUAAAAACAAGUUGGUUGAAUAUAUCCACAAAUCUAAUUUGUCUUAUAAGAAUAAGAAGGAACGAUGGAAGAAUGAAGGAAAAGACAUGCAGGUAUUCUCUCACGUAUAUGAUAAAAGUAGAGAAGUGGCCAUUUCUCAAUGCAGAAACAUUUCAGAAGCUGUAAAUGUAGGAAAUUUGUAUGACUUAAUUCAGGUGAACCGGACGCACGAUGAUGAUGUUAAGCGGGAAAUGGAGGAGCUUGGGCGGGAGAGGAAAUUAAACAAAUUGGAAAAAGAAAUCGAAAUCAAAAAAGAAGGCGAAAUCGAUAAGACAACGCCCAUGAUCAGCCCAAUGGAGACACAUGAACCCACAGAAACGCAAAAAAGAACGUUGCAUCAUCAAAAGAAUGGCGAAAUACACAGGGAGGGAAAAAAAGGAAGAAAAGAAAAGUACAGAAAUGUAUGUCAUUGCAAAUCAAAUAAUUUUAAUUAUACGAAAGGUAGAUAUUCCUCUAGUGGCCCCGUAACACGAGGGGACAUCGAUAGAAUAGCAUCGCGAAUCAGGAGAAGCAAGUUAUACACAUCCAUAUUAAAAAACGUGCAUAGGAAGAUCUCUUCACUAAAGGAUAAUGAAAUAUUCCUUAACAAAAUUAAAAAACAAAACAAAAAAAGAGAAAGAUCAAGAGAAAGAUCAAGAGAAAGAUCAAGAGAAAGAUCAAGAGAAAGAUCGAGAGAAAGAUCGAGAGAAAGAUCGAGAGAAAGAGCUACAGCAAGAGCAAGAACGAGAACAAUUUACACGAAUAAUCAUUUCGAUUGUGAAGCAUUUAGAGAAUUUUCUUUAUUCCAUGGGCUUGACCUAGUCGAAAAGGAUGAUAGACACAGAGGAGGACCACUCAGAAAGUCAUUUAGUCACACAUCUCUUGCACAUUUUUUUUAUAUUCCUCUUGCAGCCCAUCGAAUCGGUACAUAUUUAUAUGAACACACAUCUCGCACUUUUAGAGAAAGGUAUAUUACCCCAUUCCAAACUUCCUUACAGAUAAUAAAAGAAAACAUAAACACAGCGAACUCAUUAAACUACAGAAAAUAUUUCCGCCAUCACACAGUAGCAUCUUUAAACAAAAGCAAGAUAUUGAUGACGAGGAAGAUGAAGAUAAGGGGACGUAGAAGGUGGGGAAAAUGUUUUAAAAAAAUAAUUGAAUUUACACGACUCUUUAAGGAGGUAUCUAAAGGGAAAAAAUUGCGAAAUUUGUCAUGCCGUAAGCAAGGCAACGAUUCAGAGGAUAUCUCAAAGGAAAAAGAAAAAGAUGACGAUGAGGGAAUCAAAUUCCAACAGAGUCCGUCCAGCCAACAGGGCCCGUCCAGCCAACAGGGCCCAUCCAGCCAACAGGGCCCGUCCAAUCAACAGAACCCAUCCAGCCAACAGGGCCCGUCCAAUCAACAGAACCCAUCCAGCCAACAGAACCCGUCCAGCCGACAGAACCAGUCCAAUCAACAAAUUCAACUAAAUGGCAUCAAAUUUGCAGGUACUCAUAUCGGAACAACCGAUGGAGAAGACAUUGACAUACCUGAGAACUCAACAAAUGACAAAGAAAAAAAUGAAAUAAAGCAAAAUAGAAAAAAAAAAAAGAAAGAUAGAUGGAAAAACAGGUCGAAAUGCAGAUGGAAAAAAAGACGGAAAGGUAAAUGGAAUGGCAAUUUGAAAAAGAAAAACGACAGGAAUAUUUUGAAAUACUUCCCUGAGUAUGAGCAGGAUAUCAAUUCGAGUGUUUCAAGAAGGAACCAAAGGAGAAGGAUGCACUUAGCACGGUGUAUCGAAAGUCUCAUGGAUGCCCGUGGGACUGUGUGA